Messenger RNA from Durusdinium trenchii, 1510 nucleotides. The record is from the annotation of a GenBank genome assembly. Lineage: Eukaryota; Dinophyceae; Suessiales; Symbiodiniaceae.
GUGUGGGUCACGUUAAGGGUCACGGUGUACCAACAUCUCUGCGGCCGAAUCGCCGGUGUGACCGGUUCCGACGUGGUGAGGAUGGGACAGUGCCAUGUGGUGCCGUGCUACAGCUUGAUGGAGUCCUCCUACGACGUGAAUUACCUGAUCCGCGGCCACGACGGGGACCACGCGGGCGCCGGCGCCUUUGGGGAAGUCCGCAGGUGCACCCACCGCGCAAGCCAUGCGAGCCGAUGCGUGAAGACCAUUCCCAAGAAGGAUUGUUGGACCCGGGGCUAUGUCUUGGAGGAGAUCGAGCUCUUGGAGAUGGUCUCGGGGAAGCACCCGAACAUCGUUCGCUUCUUCGAGUUCUUCGAGGAGUGGGACUGCUUACAUCUCAUCUUCGAGUUUUGCCCUCGUGGCAGUUUGGAUCAAGUGAUCCACUCCAGCAGCUUUCAAGCAGGUGGUGAUGAGCUGGUGGCAAAGCUGGUUUGCCAGGUCGCAAGCGCCUUGGACUUCCUGAAAGAGUUGGCCAUUGUCCACCGCGACGUGAAGCCUGGGAACUUGCUCUUCGAAGAGGACCAGGUGAAGUUGGCAGACUUCGGUUGCGCCUGUCUCGCGCCCGAGCCCUUGGAGGAGCCGAUGGGGACGCCGAUCUUCUGGGCGCCGGAAGUACAUCAACUCCCUCGAGGGAAGGGCUAUCACUUUCCUGUGGACAUGUGGGCCUUGGGCAUUUGCUUCUACAUGAUGCUCUACCAAGGUGUCCAUCCCUUCCUGCAGAAGGGCUUCCUCAGGCGGAAGGACGUGCAGAGCGGGACCUUCGACGCCAGCUGGUUCACAAGCUGGUAUGCAAAGGAUUUACUGGAGUGGAUGCUGAUGCCACACCCCGCACAGCGCCUCUGCCCCAACGAGGUGCCGGAACAUCCUUGGUGCUCCUCCUUCGGCCUCGGGAAGAGCAGCUUUGCUCGCACCGUUCGCCGGAAGAUCAUCUUGGACAGUCACGGGAACUGGAUAUAGGUAUCUUUGGAGGACUCUUGACUGGAGGUCAUCCAAGGAGCCGUGACCCAGAAUUCGCGAAUUCGUUCUUAGCGACCCAAAGAUUUGAAGGUCGGCGAAGGAUGGGGCAGAAGGCCCACUGCCAAAGUCAGAGGAAAGUCGAAUUGGACCUGCUUGGUUGGGCGCUGGAUUUGUUGAGGGAUUAGUUGGUUGCAUGAUGCCUGACUUCCUUGUUGCUUGGUUGGUUGGUUGAUUGUAGUUCACUGCUCUUUCAUGCACUGAAGAACCACUUGUGAACGGCUGCUUGCCAAUCAAAGAAAAACAGGAUUCGGAUUGAAGAAAAAGUUGUAGGUGGCAGAUUCUCUGAUUUUUGAUGCAAAGUCGACUCGGAACUUGACUCGGAUUGCAAGGAGUUCCUCAUAUCAGACAAUCAGGUGAGGACACAAGCCCUCCCAAAAAAAGGCUGCCCGCGGAACAACCGCUGUCCAGCAAACGGCCUUCCAUUUUUCGAAGCCGGCAACUCUCAGCCUCAAGC